AUGCGAGCAUCAGAAUGGUUACGUAUUAGGCUUUGUAUGGGAGGAAAUGUCAGUCUCUGCUAUACUGCUCAGAGCUGUCAGAAGAGCUAUGCUGAUCAAAGGCGGAAGCCUUUGGAGUUUGAGGAAGGAGAGCAUGUCUUUCUAAAGGUUACUCCAACAACUGGAGUGGGAAGAGCCAUUAAAACAAAGAAACUUAAUCCCCAUUACAUCGGAUCAUUUGAGAUUCUGAAGAGAAUUGGACCGGUGACUUAUAGGAUCGCUUUACCGCCGCAUCUUUCAAACUUGCAUGACGUAUUUCACGUGUCACAGCUUCGAAAGUAUACUCCAGAUGCAAGUCAUGUAUUGGAGCCAGAAUCAGAUCAAGUGAGAGAGGACCUGACGCUUCCAGUAAUCACAGUUAGGAUCGAUGACACUAGUAUCAAACGUUUGCACGGAAAAGAAGUAUCAUUAGUGAAAUUGGCUUGGAUUCGGGCUGGUAUUGAAGAGUAUACUUUGGAGCUCGAAUUGGAUAUGUGGAAGGACUACCCACACCUUUUUUCAAGUAAUUGA
Arachis duranensis is the source of this 549-nucleotide messenger RNA. RefSeq lists its product as uncharacterized. The record is from RefSeq and is a predicted model, not a curated record. The transcript is spliced from 2 exons. Lineage: Eukaryota; Viridiplantae; Streptophyta; Magnoliopsida; Fabales; Fabaceae. Bases 1 to 549 code for a protein of 182 amino acids.